AUGUCCCUCUCCAGGCAUGCCGCUGUGGUGAUUUCGGGAACAGAACUGGCUCGUCAGCUCCACAGAGAAAUCCAGCGUGAUGUGGAGGAGCUGGUGGCUCAGGGCAACAUGAGACCCCACCUGGGAGUGGUCCUGGUGGGGGACGACCCGGCCAGCCGUACCUAUGUGAAGAACAAGACCCGGGCGGCCAGCAUCCUGGGUAUUUCCAGUGACACAGUGGUGCGACCAAGCUCGGUGUCCCAGGAGGAGCUGCUGGAGCUGAUUGACAAGAUGAAUCGUGACUGGAGGGUCAGUGGCCUCUUGGUGCAGCUGCCACUUCCAGAACACAUCAACGAGCGAGCAGUGUGUAACGCCAUCGCUCCAGAGAAGGAUGUGGAUGGCUUCCAUAUCGUGAACAUCGGGAAGCUGUGCCUGGACCAGAGAUCCAUGGUUCCUGCCACGCCUGCAGCAGUGUGGGAGAUUAUCAAAAGAGCAGGUAUAGAAACUGUGGGGAAGAAUGUCCUGGUUGCUGGCCGCUCCAAAAAUGUUGGAAUGCCCAUUGCCAUGUUGCUGCACACUGAUCGCAACCAUGAACGACCCGGGGGUGAUGCCACAGUGACCAUCGCCCACAGGUGUACGCCGAGGGAGCGGCUGAAAGAGCUCACCAGCCUGGCUGACAUCAUUAUUGCAGCUGCAGGUGUCCCCAAGCUGAUCACAGCAGAUAUGAUCAAAGAGGGCGCAGCAGUGAUCGACGUGGGCAUCAACCGGAUCCAGGACCCAAACACGGGGAAGCUGCGGCUCAUCGGUGACGUGGACUUUGAGGGAGUGAAGGAGAAGGCGGGUUUCAUCACACCCGUUCCCGGAGGUGUGGGUCCGAUGACGGUGGCCAUGCUGAUGAAGAACACUGUGACUGCUGCCAGAAACGCGCUGAUGCAUUAAACACAGGAGCCGUACAGAGCCGUCCGCUCAGAUGAAUGCUGUACAGUAAAAAAACACAUACGUUUGUUUAGCUACGAACACGGACCCUUUGCCAAACAUCUUUUCUUUAAGCAUCCACGAGCUCGAGCCUCCACACGUGCUGGAACCAACCUACUUGAUACGUGUUUAUAUCGUUUAUUUAUUUAAGUUAUUUAUUUCAGAUUUCACUUUUUAAGAAUUUAGAUUACUAUUUUUUCUACUGAAGUCGGUUCGGUUCAUUUUGAGCAUUCCAGGUUCGCUGGAAAGUUAACGAUAAUAACGAAAGGAAAUAAAAAAUAAAAACAAAAA
Molecule: messenger RNA, 1245 nt
Organism: Stegastes partitus (bicolor damselfish)
Lineage: Eukaryota; Metazoa; Chordata; Actinopteri; Pomacentridae
Product: methylenetetrahydrofolate dehydrogenase (NADP+ dependent) 2 like
Exons: 7
Coding region: 1-918 (305 amino acids)
Biological process (GO): tetrahydrofolate interconversion
Cellular component (GO): mitochondrion
Molecular function (GO): methenyltetrahydrofolate cyclohydrolase activity; methylenetetrahydrofolate dehydrogenase (NAD+) activity; methylenetetrahydrofolate dehydrogenase (NADP+) activity
Source: RefSeq, a predicted model, not a curated record